AUGUCUUUAUCCCAAAGAAGUUUUAGAGAUAGUCCUUUUGCUAGCCAGUACAGUUAUUUGACUUACAGUAUUAAUACAACUUUAAACAAAAGCAGAAAAAUCUUAGAUGAAAGCAGAAAACUAACUCAAUUUCAUCAUCAUAGAAAGUUUUUCCUCAAUAGCCACACGUCUUUAUUUCCUGAUCACACUGACAGAAUCGGGCAAGGAUCACUAUUUAAAACUUUUGAUUCGGCUAUCGACGAUCCCUUAUCUUCUAAACGAGAAAAAUAUAGCAGUAUAAAUAUCCAAGACAAUUAUCCAAGUUAUGACAAUCGAACUUUUUCUACUCUUGGAGAAUCUCCAAGCCUGUCAGAUACUCGAUCUCUACAAAGGAUCGUCGCAGAGCUUAGGCAAGAAAAUUUAAAUCUAAAACGAGAACUGCAAUACUCUAAAAGCAUUACUGAAGAUUUCGAAAAAUUAAAAGGCCUUUAUAAUAAUCUUUAUGAGUCAAAAAACCAAAUUGAACAAAAAUUAGAAGAAGGGUUAAUUUCGAAUAGAAGCACAGGGAAUUUGGAAGAGAAAUAUAAAGAAAUUGAGGAAAAAUAUCUGUAUGAAAUGAGGGUAAACGAAAGACUGAGGGAUGAAAUUAGAGAUAUAAAUCGGAAAGAAAAUGGAGAGAUUGAGGCAGAAGAUUGCUUGAAGAAGAUUAAUACCGUUGAAGAUAAAUUAAGGGAAAGCUUUAAAAGCUGUGAGGAUUUAAAGGAAAAAAUAGGGAUAAGCAAUAAAACAUGUUUGAGGCCGAAAAGGAAAACUUCAAAAAGUUCAAAAUCUCUUAUUAAACCAAACACGAAAAAUGUGAGCAUAAAAACCGGAGGAAAAGUGGCAAAGUCUGCUAAGCUUAUAAAAACUCUCAAAAGAAAAACAAAUGCGAAAUAA
Messenger RNA from Blepharisma stoltei, 915 nucleotides. NCBI's taxonomy places the organism in Eukaryota, Ciliophora, Heterotrichea, Heterotrichida, Blepharismidae. The record is from the annotation of a GenBank genome assembly.